Molecule: messenger RNA, 1356 nt
Organism: Sungouiella intermedia
Lineage: Eukaryota; Fungi; Ascomycota; Pichiomycetes; Serinales; Metschnikowiaceae
Source: the annotation of a GenBank genome assembly
AUGAAGAGUACUGACCAUCUGGUGGUAGCUCUUGAUGACUCCAUCCCCUCAACCUCCUACAUCAACGAUUACAGUUUAUGGAACAGACCUCAAGAAAUGACUUCCGAUAUUGCAAUACCUGCUGGUUAUUCAGUGGCCGCAACCACUACAAGGACUUUUGGCUCUCGAAAUUACGGAACCGACCUCAGGUCUUCUGAAGAUACCCCUGCUCUUACCAACCAAUGGGAGAACGUCGCCCUUGAAACUUACCCUGUUAAGAACGAGUACAAUGAAUCUGUAGCAGCCCUCAGUUAUUUCAAUAGCUUCUCCAACUUAGCCGCUGCCUCGUUAGGAGAAAAUGUGGUGCCAACUGACCAAGCUGCUGACGCAUUUGUGAAGCCCGACGCUGGCGUUGGUGCGUAUACGUCACAGCUUGCUUACAAUACCAACGAGGCGAUCUCUUCGGGUUACUUUGGUACACACGCAGUUGCUGCGUCGUUUGUUGACUCUGCUUCUAUUGAUAGUAUUGGUGCUGGCGCAUGGGGUCGACAGAUGUUCCCUUCCGAGGUGGGCUUGAUGCACCGCCACAGCUUACCUGACGUGGGAAGUGCAAGAAUGGCCUAUCCAGACAAGGACUACAAUAAUCAGACCAGCUUUGGUCUGUAUGAUGUUGCUCAGUUCGGAGACUCAUCUUUGCUUGGUCAAGCAGUUGCGACGCCAAAUCCAUCCAUCUUACCUGGAAAUUACACUAUCAACCAACGCCGUAGUGUUUCUGAAAACCUGGACAAGUCACCUGUCCAGGGCCACGGGGGCCCUACGAACUCUUGGAAGAGUAACAUGGACUUCCGUAUGGAGCCUAUUAAUAGAGAUUGCUCGAUCGAUACCCGUGGUGAAGGAGACCAUCCCUACGAUACUAUCCCAAUGGCUUGUAUGUCAGCACAAGAACGGUGGGGUCUUUACAUAAAGAAUAACGAGGCUAUUCAAGAGCCUCAGGAGAGCAUGAUUUGUACCCACUGCGAGGUCAAGUUCGAUGUGUUGGAGAAGUAUCUUGAACAUUUGGACAUGGAAAAGGUGAAACACGAGAACUUCUGUCCUGACCACUCAUGUUCCUUCUCAGCGAUUGGUUUCCGAUUCCGCUGGCUACUAAGAAGACACAUCUGCAACCACCACUUAAAGACAUACAAUAAUGACAGUGCUAAGAAACACCCAGUCAAGGUUCCUGAUAAGUUACUCAAAGAGUUCCUUCGUCAUGUCUACGUUUGCAACGAGCUGAAAUGCUUGCGGGCGUUCUACAGACUGGACAGUUUGCUGAGGCAUAUGCGUCUCAUCCAUGGCCUGCUGAAAAGGGUAUUCCGAAAAGACCGUUCCGGUAAGUGA